Molecule: messenger RNA, 695 nt
Organism: Onychomys torridus (southern grasshopper mouse)
Lineage: Eukaryota; Metazoa; Chordata; Mammalia; Rodentia; Cricetidae
Gene: Sh2d1a
Product: SH2 domain containing 1A
Exons: 4
Coding region: 1-381 (126 amino acids)
Biological process (GO): cell-cell signaling; cellular defense response
Cellular component (GO): cytoplasm
Source: RefSeq, a predicted model, not a curated record
AUGGAUGCAGUGACUGUGUACCAUGGAAAAAUCAGCAGGGAGACCGGGGAGAAGCUCUUGCUUGCUACGGGGCUGGAUGGAAGCUAUCUACUAAGAGACAGCGAGAGUGUUCCUGGAGUCUACUGCCUGUGUGUUUUGUAUCAAGGUUACAUCUAUACAUAUCGAGUGUCUCAGACAGAAACAGGUUCUUGGAGUGCUGAGACAGCACCUGGGGUACAUAAAAGAUUUUUCCGGAAAAUAAAAAAUCUCAUUUCAGCAUUUCAGAAGCCAGAUCAAGGCAUUGUAAUACCUUUGCAGUAUCCAGUUGAGAAGUCCUCGGCUAGGAAUACACAAGGUACCACAAGGAGAAGUGAUUCUGAUGUCUGCCUGAAAGCACCAUGAAGAAGAAUAACACACUCUGUCCAUUAUUUUCAAUAAUUUAAGUGCAUGCCAAGUCUUGUAUAUUGUAGAUAAUACAGUUCAGUGAACUGCAAAUGCCUUUUAACCACCACUCUAGUCCUGUAAUAGGAGGAGCAUCUCGCCCAUGUCAAAGUUGAAAGCAGAUGUUGUAGAUAACAAGUGCUUUAAAGUGAGGAUUGGGAAAGAGAAUCCCUUAGAGUAUUUUUACUUCCUGUAUUUACAUAUAAGAAACAGUUUAGAGCACAGUGAAGACUUUACAAAAGAUUAAUGUCAAUUCUUGCCACAUGUAAAUAAAA